AUGGAUUUCUCCGCACGGCAUUUGUCCGUCUGCCUGCAGUGAUCGACACCCGCGACCUAUCUCUCUCACACACACACACACACACCUCCUCAAUCCCGUUGAUCUUAUUGAUAAUACCAGCUAUAUGGAAACAUGGCCGACGUCCCUCAGAUCGUCAAAAUUGGGAUUUCUCUGAAGAUGCUUCCCAACAACAGCGCGGUGCACUUCAAGUCUGACGGCGCCAGGUUCGGACAGACCCGGACCAUCAAGCUGCUGACCGGGUCCAAGUAUAAAAUCGAGGUGGUCGUUAAACCAGGAGCGGUCGAGGCCACGUCGAUGAGUGUGGGUGGGGUGACCUUCCCCCUGGAGCAGCAGUCUAAAGACCCGCAGGCGGUGGUAUAUACUGGCCAGUACGACACAGAAGGGGUGGCGCACACCAAGAGUGGAGAGAGGCAACCAGUUCAAAUCAACAUACAGUUCACAGAGGCAGGAAUGUUCGAAACCGUGUGGCAGGUGAAGUACUACAACUACAACAAGAGGGACCACUGCCAGUGGGGAAACAGCUUCAACAGCAUCGAGUACGAAUGCAAACCCAAUGACACGCGCACACUCAUGUGGGUCAACAAGGAGAUGUUUGUCUAAUGGAGGAAAAAGCUUGAAAAAGUCAGUGUGACUUUCUGUCAGUUUGUCAUGAUGAAAUUAAGACAUUUUCUAUUGUUUCCUGAUGCUAAAAGGGUGCGUUUGUCCUCCUUUUUUUGGCUUUAUUGUAGUCUUUCACUCUUUCAAUCAUCUACCAAUAUCAGAAAAUCAAAAAAUUAUACUCUGUUUGAAAAGAAAACUCACCCUUACCCUGUUUUUUCCCAUAAAAAUGCAUCAGAUUUGCUGCCAGAUUAGAACCUAUGGCACGGCAGAACAUAUAAAAUGCAGUGAUGUUGCUAGUCACGUCACAGUGGUUAAUUAAAUGUCAUUUUGAGAUAAUUUUUUUUUUUUAUGUAGAGUUCACUUGUGGCAUCUGGUAACCCUCAAGUGUGUUCAGACUUGUGUGUAUGUGUAUUUACAGUACUGUAUGUGUGUGAGUGCACGUGUGCCUCUGUGUUUAGCUACAGUAUGUAUGUAUGUGUGUACUUUAUAAACGGUGCUCGUAUAAACGUGUUUCAUUCCAAAAAGACUAUCUAACAUUUCCAGAAAUUCAUGUCAUGUCAGUUCUUUGAAAACCUUUUGAUGGCAUGGAAGUUAAGUGUAAUAAGUCAUGUUAUCAUUUACCAUAAUGUUAUUUUUACCUUGUAGAAUACAGCGUUUCUAUUCCUCUCAACUAAGAUCAGUGUCUUUGCCUUAGUGAUAUUUUUAUUUCAUUGGCCCCAUCUGUCCUCGGAUGGGAACUUUCCAUGAUAUAUGCAGCUUCUUAUGUUGUGGGGUAUAUUUUCAAAGUAUGCAACAGAGCAGGGCAAUAUGGGCAAAUGCAAUCUCUACACAGAGUUAAGAAUGAAUUCAAGUAAUAAUAAAAGUGCAGUAACUUGUACAAGGAUUACAUAACAUACUUUACUAAUACUUUCAGCCUAUUUUGCUGCUACUUUUAACCAUAUCUGUAUCAUGGGGGAGAUACCACUUCUUUUUAUCUGAACAGUCCUGUUGGUGUUGUUGCUGCCACCUCCAAAACCAUUUUACAUCACUCUUGAUUGACUAAAGAUGUAGUGGAACGCCUCACUGCAACCUGAUCAUUACUCACAAUAGGGAGCUAGCCAGUUAGCCAAAUGAACUAGAGACAUUGUUUGUCUGAAAGGGUUACAAGAUAAUGCAGUUGCCCAUCUCAUAACAUUUUUACUUUUACUACAUUUGAAUAAUCAAAUUGUGAUCUUCACCCAGGUACCUUGAUGAAAUCUGUCACUGACUCUCUGUGUAGCUGUGUGUAUGUGUAUUAUGUUGUGGUACCAGUUUGUGUACAGUAUGAUGCAGUGCAUUGGAAGUAGGAAUUUUGUAUUUGGGUGAAGUUGUGCCCCUAUUUACAGCUUGUUUGUUUUCUCUACCUCUUCUGAAGGACUUAGCCAUGAAUAUUUGUAUUUAUUAAAGAGAAAUUGGAUUUGGAAUAUUCAGAACAUAAACUUAAUAUAUUUUAAUAUUUUUUUCUAUUUCUUGUGGUAAAAAUAAUAUUUUAAUAGUGUUUUUGUACAGUGAACCAUUGGAGGUGUUUUCAUAUUGUGUGUAUUUUAGUAGAAAUGGACAUAUUGACAUACUGAAUUCACCUAUGCAAGAAAUCAGUCAACAAAAUAACAAUGAAAU
Messenger RNA from Morone saxatilis (striped sea-bass), 2256 nucleotides. RefSeq names its product cannabinoid receptor interacting protein 1b (gene cnrip1b). Gene Ontology annotation, molecular function: type 1 cannabinoid receptor binding. Gene Ontology annotation, cellular component: plasma membrane. Gene Ontology annotation, biological process: negative regulation of signaling receptor activity. The transcript is spliced from 3 exons. The record is from RefSeq and is a predicted model, not a curated record. Lineage: Eukaryota; Metazoa; Chordata; Actinopteri; Moronidae. The coding region runs from base 133 to 621 and encodes 162 amino acids.